Messenger RNA from Gossypium raimondii (Peruvian cotton), 1088 nucleotides. RefSeq names its product protein SPEAR1. The record is from RefSeq and is a predicted model, not a curated record. Bases 301 to 858 code for a protein of 185 amino acids. The transcript has 4 exons. Gene Ontology annotation, molecular function: DNA-binding transcription factor activity. Lineage: Eukaryota; Viridiplantae; Streptophyta; Magnoliopsida; Malvales; Malvaceae.
UAAAGAGGGCAUAAAAUCUGUGUAAAUACAGAUAUAUAUAUCUGUGAUAAAUCUGUACAAAAUCUGAUCCAGCGAUGCAAUAAUUUGCUUGGGUUGCAAACACCUUAAAAAGGGGGCAGCACUCCACAUCUUUUUGAUUCCUCAGCAACUCUUUUUUUUUUCUCUGCAAAACACAAAUUAAGGCUUGGGGAUUUGCGGUAGCUACCUAUACUUGAAUUCAAUCUCUUUGUCUGUCUGUCUCUUCCAUUUGGCAUAUAAUACACCAUCGUCAUCAUCAUCAUCAUCAGUAGUUAAGAAAGGAUGGGUAGCAGUUAUUUUGGAGAACCAAACAUGGGAAGUGAAAGGGGAGGUUCAUCGUCUUCAAGAAAAGGCAAGAAGGGUAAUUCAGAGAAGCCUAAGCAACCCCAGAGAGGGCUUGGUGUUGCUCAAUUGGAGAAGAUCAGAUUACAUGGUCAAAUGGCUUCUACCUAUCUUCCUCUUCAUCAUGGAACUUACCCUGCUAAUUUCAACCAGGAAGAUAACAUGAGAGCUUAUUCAUCUAUGGCCUCAUCAUCUUUUUCUUAUUCAUCAACUUCCUCGCCUUCUUAUGGUUUCCAGUACCCCAACAUGAUGAUGGGGGUUGGAGAAUACGAUCAAAGGGCAAACAUCAGAUAUGGUGAUUCCCAACCAAGCAGUGGCUUCUUAGACACCCAACAUUUUGCACAACCAAACAUGACCAGACAACUUCUAAACCUACAUGUUGAGGAUUCACAUUCAAGGAGCAAAAAACAUCGCAGCAACUCAUUGGGAUCGAGCAGUCAGAAUUCAGUAUCAAGCGACACACAAGAGUUAGAUUUGGAGCUCAGACUGUCACUGUAAUCAGUAAAUUUUUUCUGCCACUUUAAAUGCACGAUCAUGGAACUGCAUUUUAUGCUUUCCUAGAAUUGUAAGUUCAAAUAAGGUGUUGAUCUUGCAAUUCAUACAUACAACUUGAGCAAGUUAAUAUGAACUAGUUUGAAUUUAAAAAAAAAUUCAAAGGAAUCUGAUGUAAUCAAAGGCAAAUUGACUUGUUGCAUGAGAUAUAGUGAAAAAAUUGAUCUUCUUGUUCA